AUGCCUAGUAAUUCAUCCGUUGGGCCCGCGAAGAAGAGAAAGGGUGGCAGCCAAUGGCACAAACAACAAGGCAAAGGCAACAUCGAGGGCGGUGAUUGGGGAGUGUUUGUUUCCUGCGAUAUGGGAAAAGAAGGAAAGUGCAUGCCAGAGGCAGUGGAUCUUUUCUCUCAGAGCGUGGAAUCCACCGACGGUGAUGACCACGAUGACAAGUCCAACUCAGAUGACGAUGACGAGGACAUCGAGGCUCAAAUCAGAAGGGAGGUGGAGGGGCUGAAGCCCAGCGCGGGCAAGUCCCGUCCGUUUCGUGCUAUCCGGAUGGAUCUCCCCUGUCUCUCAUUCAUACGAUUCGACAAGUCCAUCGACCCCGAGAAAUUGGUGUAUCAACUUUGCACCGAGGCUGCUGCCAACCCAGAUAAGAAACGAUCCCGAUGGAUUCAGCGCAUGACCCCUGCAAGAUCCGUUCGAAAGACUCUUAGCGUCGACCUAGAAGCUUUUGCGCGGGAGAUCCUCAAGCCUCACUUCCAUUCUGGAGGGCCCCCGAAAAAGUAUGCCAUCCGACCCAUGGUGAGGAGUAACAAGAAGUUCAACAGGGACUUCGUCAUCAAGACUAUUGCGGGUGUCGUCGGGCCCGAACAUCCGGUUGAUCUGAAGAACUACGACCUGAUCAUCCUUGUCGUUGUCAUCCAGAACAUCAUCAGCAUUAGUGUUGCCGGGAGCGACUAUGACCGUCUGAAGGGGUACAACUUGGCUGAGCUAUACAAUCCCACACCGGCGCCGGCGCCGGCACCGGCACCCGAGCCUGCAGUCAAGCCUGCAGCCGAGCCUACUACUGUCGAGCCUACUGUCGCUACCACCGAGCCUACUGUCGAGCCCACUGUCGAGCCCACUAUCGAGCCCACAGAAUCUUAA
Molecule: messenger RNA, 909 nt
Organism: Aspergillus heteromorphus CBS 117.55
Lineage: Eukaryota; Fungi; Ascomycota; Eurotiomycetes; Eurotiales; Aspergillaceae
Product: THUMP domain protein
Exons: 6
Coding region: 1-909 (302 amino acids)
Biological process (GO): tRNA modification
Molecular function (GO): RNA binding
Source: RefSeq, a predicted model, not a curated record